AUGAGAAACGAAGAGCUACGGACGUGGUUUAACAGGAUUCCAAAUCCUAAUGCACCAGCACCACCGUAUCCCAAUCUUCACCAUGGUCACGUGGUCUCUCUCACGUCACAAUCUUAUCCUUCGAGUCCUUUUUCCAAUGGGUUUCGUUUGCACGGGGAUAAGAGUAAGAGUACUAUGGAUGAUAAUGAUGAUGAAAUUUAUGUGCGAUUGUCUAAGGAAUUUUCUGGAAUGAAUAUUUUGGAUGAACAUGCGCAUGCUGCCAAAACCAGGGGAUCAUAUGAUGUUUUGGACUCACCAUACUCGUAUACAUAUACACCUUGUUCUUUGGAUGCACAUGCUCCUGAAGAAACAGGUACCCUAUCAUAUCAACAACACACCCCAUCAUCUAUUUUUGGACCCCCAAUGGAGUCUUCUCUCAACCAUGGGAGGAGUACUUGUUAUGGACAAAUUCAACUGCAGAAGCCCCCUUUUGCUUCUUCUUACUCUGGUGAUCGUUUUCUGUGCUCACAGAGGGAGUCUUUUGGAAUGGAUCGUGAUACAUGCUGGGAUGUCAAGAGUCCCUUCGCAUUCUCUCAAACCAUGCAACCCAAGGUUGCUUUGAAUCUAAACACUCCAUCAUCACAUUAUUUCUCUGCAACAAAAGAAAGGGCAAGGGAAGCUGCCAAUGAUGAACUUUCCCAACGUCUCUCUCCCAGGAGAACCGGAGGGGACCCUGUGGCGUUUAAAUGUGAUAAUAGUUUUAUUAUACAAGAGAAAGAUAUAAGAUGUUGUGCUAACAAUAGGUGCAAUUCUUUGUGGGGUUGCAAAAAUAAUUCCCACCAUGAGGUUGCAAUUCAAGUUGUGAGUGAUGAAGUUCCUAAACUCAUUUCUCAUGUUCCUGCUAGUCAUGUGAGUAAUAGCACUCUUGCAAGUAAUUCCCCACAGCCCAUGCUGCACAAUUUUUGUUCUUGGGCUGAUGUCCAAGGUUACAUGUGUCACCUGGCAAAGGAUCAGAAUGGUUGUCGCUUCCUACAGAGGAUGGUUGAUGAGGGAACCUCUAAAGAUGUGCGAAUAGUGUUUAAGGGAGUCAUAGAAAAUGUUGUUGAACUUAUGAUGGACCCUUUUGGGAAUUAUCUUGUGCAAAAGUUGCUGGAUGUAUGCAGAGAAGAUCAAAGACUGCAGAUUGUGCUAAUGUUGACCAAAGAACCAGGGCUGCUAGUCAGAACCUCUUUAAACCUACACGGCACUCGCGUGGUUCAGAAGUUGAUUGGGACACUGAACUCUAGAAAGCAAAUUUCAUUAGUGAGGUCCGCCAUUCAACCUGGUUUUCUGGAUCUUAUUAAGGAUCUGAAUGGAAAUCAUGUCAUACAACGUUGCUUGCAAUGCUUUAGCUGUGAAGAUAAUGAGUUUAUUUUUGAGGCUGCUGCAAAGUUUUGUGUUGAUAUAGCUACUCAUCAGCAUGGGUGUUGUGUACUACAACGUUGCGUUGAUUAUGCAAUGGUAAAGUAUCAAGAUAGGCUGCUCAAAGAAAUAUGCAGACAUGGGCUUUUCCUAGCUCAAGAUCCAUUUGGAAAUUAUGUUGUUCAGUAUAUUAUUGAGAUGGAGAACCCAAGUGCCUCAACCAAACUAAUUUCUCAGUUCAAAGGGAACUAUGUAAACCUCUCCAUGCAAAAAUUUAGCAGUCACGUGGUUGAAAAAUGUCUCAAGCAUGUUGGAGAGAGCAGAUCGAGGAUAGUCCGAGAAUUGCUGUCUGUUGCUCACUUUGAGCAGUUGCUGCAAGACCCAUAUGCCAACUAUGUUGUUCAACGUGCCCUCGGAGUGACCAAGGGCACUCUGCAUGCGUCUUUGGUUGAAGCAGUUCGCCCCCACAAAAUCUUGCGCACAAGCCCAUAUUGCAAGAAGAUUUUCUCACGAAAUGUGCUUAAGAAGUGA
Gastrolobium bilobum is the source of this 1911-nucleotide messenger RNA. RefSeq names its product putative pumilio homolog 8, chloroplastic. Lineage: Eukaryota; Viridiplantae; Streptophyta; Magnoliopsida; Fabales; Fabaceae. Gene Ontology annotation, biological process: post-transcriptional regulation of gene expression. The transcript is spliced from 5 exons. Gene Ontology annotation, molecular function: mRNA binding. Bases 1 to 1911 code for a protein of 636 amino acids. The record is from RefSeq and is a predicted model, not a curated record. Gene Ontology annotation, cellular component: cytoplasm.